UCCGGGACGUUUGGGGUGAUGAAAGGGUCCUGUAGCCACCUUUCAUUGCCAACUCUCGUAGUGGUCAAGUCGGCAAAGAGGUUUCCGCUACCUGUAAGAAAUCCACCUGCGUUAGGUUGGUGGCGGAAAUGGCAUCCUGGGGUUUUCCGGUCCACGCGGAGCGUGGAAGAGGCUGGAGAAGCGGGAGGCAGUCUGCCGCCGGUACGGGAAGCGUACACAGCUGUGCUCCAGUAGAAGAAGGAUGGUGCAAACCCUGUGAAAAACUUACACCACGAAUUGAAUCAGUUAUAGCAGAGAAGAAGGGCAAAAUACUGCUUGCUAAAGUGGAUGUUGAUGAAAACACUGAUCUUGCCAUGGACUACGAGGUAGGCAGUAUACCAUCCCUCAUAGCCAUUGAAAAUGGGAAGGUAAAAGAAAGGCUAGAUGGGCUACAAAACACUGAGAAAUUAAGAAGUUUUGUUGAUAAAAUCUGUAAGACAGAAAAGGCUGAUGAAUGAAAAAUUAAUGAGAAUUAUAUAUUCCACUGCAAGGCUUGAGCUUUCAGAAGAAC
Molecule: messenger RNA, 550 nt
Organism: Schistocerca nitens (vagrant locust)
Lineage: Eukaryota; Metazoa; Arthropoda; Insecta; Orthoptera; Acrididae
Product: thioredoxin, mitochondrial-like
Exons: 3
Coding region: 129-497 (122 amino acids)
Cellular component (GO): cytoplasm
Molecular function (GO): oxidoreductase activity, acting on a sulfur group of donors, disulfide as acceptor
Source: RefSeq, a predicted model, not a curated record